ACACCACUAUUCAUGCUUCACAAUGAGCGAAUCUGUACCCCUUUCUGGCCUUCCUUCCGGUACACGACCAGAUCGAGCAAGUAGAAAUAACGGUUCACCAGAAUCUGCGCUCGAACGCUGGCGUAUAGUUGAGCUUGCACAAGGAUGGCCAAUGUAUAGGGAUUCUCGUGAAUGGGAAAACUUUCGUUCAAUCUUUCAUCCUGAAGGAGCUUAUGUGUAUACGACAUGGACCGGUAAAACACAUAUUGAUGACUUUAUCGAAGCGAGCAAAGGUGGCAUGGAAGCAGGUGUCUUUAUCAUGCAUCGCAUACAUGGAACAUCUGUUGAUCUAUUAGGCAAUCGUGCAAUUUGCAAGAUGAAAGCCACAAUCACACAAAGAUUCUCACUGGAUGGAAUUGAAGUAGAUGCCGAAUCGGACUGCCGCUUCUGCUUCUUUUUUGAACAGUAUACAGCUCCAGAUGGACAGCGAAAUUGGGGUGCCAAACUUGUUCGUCAUUGGUAUGAGAAGGAUAAGCUGAUUCCUGUCGACCCUAGAAAGGUCCCUGAGUUAGAUGAUGAACUGCUUGCCACAUUCCCAUCCGGAUAUCGUUACUUAGGCUACUGUCAAGAGAUGUCCAUGAAAGGAAAAACUGCAUCUCCUAUCAAAGUGAAACGUGAUAUGCCGGGACAUAGAGGCAAGGAACAUGAUGAUCUCCUACGCAGUGCAAAAGUUUGGUUGGACGGGGGUGUACCGGAAGAUUUGAAGUGAGAGAUAGAAGUGUUUGUAUCUCUCUAGCCUACCGCACCCUCACAAUUGCGUAAAGGGUGUUGAUGAGCUUCCCCUCCUGUUUCUGAUCAUGUCAAUGUAUAAUCUUACUCACAAUGUCAUUCUCAUUCAAAGUCAUCUUGAUUGGUGCUUCUUCUCCGACAUUAAUAGCAAAAUUCGUUACUAUUGCUGAUUAAUGGAAUACAAUUACAGUAUGGCGCAUAUAUUUGCGUAAAAGUACAUCUUUGAGGUUCAAAUUGGUUUAAUCUUGAAGUGCAAAUUGAUCAAGCUAAAGAUCAGACAUUUCAAAUCUUGUACCAAAUAAUAAAACACUCUUAAUCC
Meira miltonrushii is the source of this 1087-nucleotide messenger RNA. RefSeq lists its product as uncharacterized. The transcript has 4 exons. The record is from RefSeq and is a predicted model, not a curated record. NCBI's taxonomy places the organism in Eukaryota, Fungi, Basidiomycota, Exobasidiomycetes, Exobasidiales, Brachybasidiaceae. Bases 23 to 748 code for a protein of 241 amino acids.